AUGGCAUUCCCGUCGGUUAACGAUUUGACUGCUAGACUUGAAAACUUAGAACAGAAUAUUACUUUGACACUACAGGAAAUUGAUAACAAUUUUUCUAUAUGUCAACAUAAAGUAUCUACCAGAAUACUACCACAAAUAUCACGUUUUGCAGAAGUUUCAGAGGAUAUUUGGGAAAAUUCAAAGUUAUGGUGGUCCUUCUUUGAAUCUUUAGAUUUAUCUUCUUCAAAUGAUAACUCUUCACCACCUUCGAUGGAUUAUAUCAAUUCCAAAAAGAAAAUUUUCGAUAAUUUAUCAAAUUCAAAAGAAAAUAAUACGGUGAUUUCCGAUAUUUCAUCAAAUUCAAAAGAAAAUAAUACGAUGAGCAAUAGUAAGAAUAGUAAGAAUAGUAAGAGCGCUGAUUCCAAAAAGGAAAUUUCCGAUAGUUCAUCAAAUUCAAAAGAAAAUAAUAUGGAGAGCAAUAGUAAGAAUAGUAAGAGCACUGAUUCGAGUAUCUACCCACCUUCUGCAAAAUAUCUUUCCAUUUCAUCGACACCAUUACAAGAACCACCAAAGUUGGAGCAUAAAUUAUUGCAAUCACCACCUUGGGGAGAAAAAAUUCCAAAAAAGAAAGGGUCAGGAGAUCAUUCUCAUGCUACUACGUCUACUUACAUAUCUAUGCCAGCUUUAGAUCGUAAACCCAAUACAUUGAUAGAACGAGUGAUGCAAAGGCAACAAAUGUUGGCCAGACAAACGCCUCUAAAACCUAUUAUAGAAAAGAAUCCAUAUAAAGGAACAAAUUCUCGUCCAAGCACCUAUUUCCCCGGUGGGCCACCAUCGUCUCGUGGAACAGAUAGUGAUUUUGCGGAAUUUUCACCACCAGUCACAAUUCAAUUUUCAGUUGCACCAUCAAAAUUGAUGAAAACACCUGCAAAAGAAGCGGCAAAAAUUAUCGUUGAUGAUCUUAUAAGCAUUCUAAGUCCAGUUCCACCAACUCCACCAAUUAGUGUGGGAACGGAAGAACAACAAGAUUAUGAAAAUGAAGAUGAUGGAUUGGGAGAAGAUGAUACAUUCUUUAAUU
Messenger RNA from Dentiscutata erythropus, 1057 nucleotides. Lineage: Eukaryota; Fungi; Glomeromycota; Glomeromycetes; Diversisporales; Gigasporaceae. The record is from the annotation of a GenBank genome assembly.